Messenger RNA from Anarrhichthys ocellatus (wolf-eel), 870 nucleotides. RefSeq names its product ribosomal protein S25 (gene rps25). Lineage: Eukaryota; Metazoa; Chordata; Actinopteri; Perciformes; Anarhichadidae. The transcript is spliced from 5 exons. Bases 58 to 501 code for a protein of 147 amino acids. The record is from RefSeq and is a predicted model, not a curated record.
CUAAGGGGCUCUUGCACGGGUGGACUUCCUUUCGCUCCGACAUCUUGACGAGGAAACAUGCCUCCUAAGCAGGACAAGAAGAAGGACGCUGGGAAGUCCAAAAAGGACAAGGACCCAGUCAACAAGUCCGGAGGCAAAGCCAAGAAGAAGAAGUGGUCCAAGGGAAAGGUUAGGGAUAAGCUCAACAACCUGGUACUCUUCGACAAGGCAACCUAUGAAAAGUUGUACAAAGAAGUCCCCAACUACAAGCUCAUCACCCCGGCUGUUGUGUCUGAGAGGCUGAAGAUCCGCGGCUCCCUGGCCAGGAACGCUCUCCAGGAGCUGCUCGCUAAAGGCAUGAUCAAACUGGUGUCCAAACACAGAGCACAGCUCAUUUACACCCGUAACACCAAGGGUGGAGAUGAGGAGGGAGCUGAGAAAGCGCCAGAGAAACCAGAGAAGCCAGAGAAACCAGAGAAGGCUGAAAAGGCCGAGAAGGCAGAGAAAGCCGAGAAAGCAUAAUCGGGUUCUCCUGUUUCCUCUGAUGAGCUGUUUGUAAUAAAAGGUGAAUAAAAAAAAAUGUAAAGACAAAAUCAUAUCCGUGUAAUUGUUUACUGUUCAUGUCUCAGUAACUGGAUUAACUGCUAGGUUGGUAAUUUUUCCAACCAGGUGUUCAUUUUUAGUUGGUCACAAUUAAUUCGUAAUUUAUGUAGACUCAUGUUUCAACCAGGAAAAUUACUCUGGACUAAAAUAACAAGUGAAAUGGUUAGAUGGCACAAUUUUGUAGUUCCUUUGGUCUUGAGUCAAGUACAUACACUCCAUAUUCAUAUGGAUGUCCUGUGGGUACUUUCUCUAUACACCUGGAAAGCUGUCUGGUAUAAAUAAGGUCAU